GUCCAAAUCCUUUUUCAUACAACCUUCUUUUUGUUUGUACAAUAGAGUACAAAUAACUAAUUGUGGGAUCAGGAGUUUUGCUGUUUUGUGUGUCUUUGGUAUUUCUACAGUCUUCACAAAUAACAAAUGAGCUGCCUGAAUUCUGCUCAAAACCCUGUUGGGCUGAUUUAUCCCUGACAGACUCAGAAAUAUUCCACAGAGACCAGGGGUCUCAUUCAUCAGUCAUGUGCAUGAGUAGUUUUGUGUGUAAAUGAGGCAUGCUCAUGAUUCUAUACAGGUUUCUACACUCAUUUCUAUACAGGUUUCUACAUGCGUUUCUAUACAGGUUUCUACACGCGGUUCUACACGCGAUUCUAUACAGGUUUCUACACGCGUCUCUAUACAGGUUACUACACGCGUUUCUACAUGUGAUUCUAUACAGGUUUCUACACGUGUCUCUAUACAGGUUUCUACACGCGAUUCUAUACAGGUUUCUACACGCGUUUCUAUAUAGGUUUCUACACGUGUUUCUAUACGGGUUUCUACACGCGAUUCUAUACAGGUUUCUACACUUGUUUCUAUACAGGUUUCUACACUCGUUUCUAUACAGGUUUCUACACUUGUUUCUAUACAGGUUUCUACACGCGUCUCUAUACAGGUUACUACACGCGUUUCUACAUGUGAUUCUAUACAGGUUUCUACACGUGUCUCUAUACAGGUUUCUACACGCGAUUCUAUACAGGUUUCUACACGCGUUUCUAUAUAGGUUUCUACACGUGUUUCUAUACGGGUUUCUACACGCGAUUCUAUACAGGUUUCUACACUUGUUUCUAUACAGGUUUCUACACUCGUUUCUAUACAGGUUUCUACACUUGUUUCUAUACAGGUUUCUACACGCGAUUCUAUACAGGUUUCUACACGCGAUUCUACACGCAUUUCUAUACAGGUUUCUACACGCGUUUCUAUACAGGUUUCUACACACGUUUCUAUACAGGUUUCUACACGCGUUUCUACACACGUUUCUAUACAGGUUUCUACACGCAUUUCUACACAGGUUUCUACACGCGUUUCUAUAUGUGAUUCUAUACAGGUUUCUACACACGAUUCUAUACAGGUUUCUACACGUGAUUCUAUACAGGUUUCUACACGCGAUUCUAUACAGGUUACGACACGCGUUUCUAUACAGGUUACGACACGCGUUUGUACACUCGUUUCUAUACAGGUUUCUACACUCGUUUCUACAUGCGUUUCUAUACAGGUUUCUACACGCGAUUCUAUACAGGUUUCUACACGCGAUUCUAUACAGGUUACUACACGCGAUUCUACACGCAUUUCUAUACAGGUUUCUACACGCGAUACUAUACAGGUUACUACACGCGAUUCUACACGCAUUUCUAUACAGGUUUUUACACGCGUUUCUAUAUAGGUUACUACACGCGUUUCUACAUGUGUUUCUACACGUGAUUCUAUACAGGUUUCUACACGCGUUUCUAUACAGGUUUCUACACGCGUUUCUAUACAGGUUUCUACACGCGAUUCUAUACAGGUUACUACACGCGUUUCUAUACAGGUUACUACACGCGUUUCUAUACAGGCUUCUACAUGCGUUUCUAUACAGGUUUCUACACGCGUUUCUAUACAGGUUUCUACACGCGAUUCUAUACGGGUUUCUACACGCGAUUCUAUACAGGUUUCUACACACGAUUCUAUACAGGUUACUACACGCGUUUCUACACUCGUUUCUAUACAGGUUUCUACACUCGUUUCUAUACAGGUUUCUACACGCGAUUCUAUACAGGUUACUACACGCGUUUCUACACUCGUUUCUAUACAGGUUUCUACACUCGUUUCUAUACAGGUUUCUACACGCGGUUCUACACGCGUUUCUAUACAGGUUUCUACACGCGUUUCUACACGUGAUUCUAUAUAGGUUUCUACACGCGAUUCUAUACAGGAUUCUACAUGCAUUUCUAUACAGGUUUCUACACGCGAUUCUAUACAGGUUACUACACGCGAUUCUACACGCAUUUCUAUACAGGUUUUUACACGCGUUUCUAUAUAGGUUACUACACGCGUUUCUACAUGUGUUUCUACACGCGAUUCUAUACAGGUUACUACACGCGAUUCUACACGCAUUUCUAUACAGGUUUCUACACGCGUUUCUAUAUAGGUUACUACACGCGUUUCUAUACAGGUUUCUACACGCGUUUCUAUACAGGUUUCUACACGCGUUUCUAUACAGGUUUCUACACGCGUUUCUACACAGGUUUCUACACAGGUUUCUACACGCGUUUCUAUAUGUGAUUCUAUACAGGUUUCUACACGCGUUUCUAUACAGGUUUCUACACGCGUUUCUAUACAGGUUUCUACACGCGUUUCUACACAGGUUUCUACACAGGUUUCUACACGCGUUUCUAUAUGUGAUUCUAUACAGGUUUCUACACGCGUUUCUAUACAGGUUACUACAAGCGUUUCUACAUGUGAUUCUAUACAGGUUUCUACACGCGAUUCUAUACAGGUUUCUACACGCGUUUCUAUACAGGUUUCUAUACGCGUCUCUAUACAGGUUUCUACACGCGUUUCUAUAUAGGUUACUACACGCAUUUCUACAUGCGAUUCUAUACAGGUUUCUACACGCGGUUCUAUACAGGUUUAUACACGCGAUUCUAUACAGGUUUCUAUACGUGUUUCUACACGCGUUUCUAUAUAGGUUACUACACGCGUUUCUACAUGUGUUUCUACACGUGAUUCUAUACAGGUUUCUACACGCGUUUCUAUACAGGUUUCUACACGCGAUUCUAUACAGGUUUCUACACGCGUUUCUAUACAGGUUUCUACACGCGUUUCUAUACAGGUUUCUACGCGUGUUUCUACACAGGUUUCUACACGCGUUUCUAUACAGGUUUCUACACGCGUCUCUACAGGUUUCUACAUGAGAUUCUACACGCGUCUCUAUACAGGUUUCUACACGCGUCUCUACAGGUUUCUACACGCGAUUCUACAGGUUUCUACACGCGAUUCUACACGCGUCUCUAUAUAGGUUUCUACACGCGAUUCUAUACGUGUUUCUAUGCACAGAAUGGGAUCUAUGAAGUUAUUCUUGUGUGUGAGGAUGAGAGUAUAUUUAGAACUACUGGCCAUGAAUAUGCAGAAAGUGGUUAGACUUUCUAGUGGUUGGAAAGUGUAAUUGCGUGUAAACUGAGGAGCUCCCAUCUCACUUAUUGUCGGUUAUGUCAGCAGAAAAGCACCCGAGCAUGCACAAAGCAUCGAAUUUUGAGGUGGAUGGACUACAAUACUCCUGUCAGCCAAGAACAGGUAUCUGAGGUUAUUAUGGGCACAGACUCACCCGAAGUGUGUGUUCUCCAGUCUUCAACUGUCCACUUCGGGUGAGUCUGUGCCCACAAUAGCCUCAGAUUCUUGUUCUUGGUUGACAGGAGUGGAAACUGAUGUGGUCGUCUGCUGUUGUAGCCCAUCCAACUCAAGGUUUGAUGUGUUGAGCAUUCUGUGAUGCUUUUCUGCUCACCACGUUUAUAAAGAUUGUUUGAGUUACUAUAGACUUCCUGUCAGCUCAGACCAGUCUACUCAUUCUCCUCUAAUCUCUCUCAUCAAUAAGGUGUUUCAGCCUGCAGACUCUGCACAGAGGAUGUGUUUUGUUUUCCCCACCAUUCUAUGUAAACUCUAGAGACUUGUGUGUGUGUGUGUGUGUGUGUGUGUGUGUGUGUGUGUGUGUGUGUGUGUGUGUGAGAGAGAAAUUCCCAGGUCAUCAGCAGUUAUAGAAAUACUCAAACCAGCCCAUCUGAAAUCAACAACCAUGUCGGUUAAAGUCACUGAGAUCACAUUUUCUCCCAAUUCUGAUGAUUGAUGUGAAUUAAAACUUGAUUUUAACUAAAGUAUCUGCACGAUUUUAUGCAUUGCACUGCUGCUGCAUGAUUGGCUGAUUGGAUGAUUGCAUAAAUGUACAGGUGUUCGUGUUAAAGUGACCAGUGAGUGUAUGCCAGCAGAAAAGACAACAAAGUGAAGAAUUUUUCUGCCAUUGCAAGUUUUCCAGAUAAAAUUGCACACACACACACAUCCAUAGUCACCCUUAUAAAGGGACAAUUUUUAUCAUAUAUGCCACUUUGGUGGAGUUUCUUGAUGUAAAUGAGUAUGGCUAUGCACAAGCAGAGCACUUUAGAAUGUGGGGGAUUUAUCAACGUCCAUAGCGUACAACUGUGCAUACACACAAGUGAUAUGGCAAUUUUCUAGCACAUACUGGUGGUCCUUAUGCCCAGAAUUAGAAAAUGUUCCAUGCACGCUUUGAUAAAUGAGACCCAUGGAGUCAUUUGUGAAAUGGAGAGCCUUCUGUACGGCGGACUGCAGCAGUUCACCCUACUUGGCUGAAAGCUGCUACUCUUGCGCAGAUGGUUAUUAUCUGAGCUCCAGUAUUCUGUGAACGAUAUAUACCCUUUUUUUUAAAGCUGGGGGUAGGGUGGUAGCAGAUGGAUGGUCUAUAGACUAUGCACUGUUUGUUUUGCAGUGAUUCAAGUGAAUGAAGAGAAUGGGAGCUGAAAAUAUAUCUUCAUAUAUGUUUUACUGCUUCUCGCACUACACGUAGAACUGCACAGACCCCAGUAGGGCUGAAUAAGUGUGGUUUUAAAUGUCAUUAGAUUUAUGUGAAGCGUGACACAGAUAACUAAUGAUGAAAUCAUCCCAGUAGAGCACCAUAAAUUGAAGGAUUCCCAGGAGCUGGAGCUGUAAAUGCCGUGCCUCCUGUCAGGAUCCUUGACAUGCUCAGUAUCACUAACUAGAUCACCAAAUGAGUACAGCAUUUAGAGGUUGCAGAAUUUUUUUUUUUCUGUGUUUUUGAAGCUGGCAGUAUUGAUGGCUAGUGUUCAUACCUGUAAAUAAUUAUAAUCAUGUUGGUACAUGAUGUGCUUUUUUUUUUUUUUUUUUUUCCCUCCUGUGCCUU
Molecule: messenger RNA, 4927 nt
Organism: Ictalurus furcatus (blue catfish)
Lineage: Eukaryota; Metazoa; Chordata; Actinopteri; Siluriformes; Ictaluridae
Product: dynein heavy chain-like
Exons: 2
Coding region: 258-2915 (885 amino acids)
Source: RefSeq, a predicted model, not a curated record